Molecule: messenger RNA, 390 nt
Organism: Miscanthus lutarioriparius
Lineage: Eukaryota; Viridiplantae; Streptophyta; Magnoliopsida; Poales; Poaceae
Source: the annotation of a GenBank genome assembly
AUGGCUCUCUGCACCAUCAUCAUCCUCAACCGCUCAUCCCGCCCCCGGAUGCCGGGUCGUGCCCACGCGGAGAGAGAGAGAGGGUUGGGGCGCCAGCGGAACCCCCAAAUCAAUGUCAUCCCAUCUCUAUCGCCUGAAGAGGAAAACUUGAUGCAGAUUGAAGAUGAGCUUCCUAAUCAGCAAGCUUUUGCUCUCCCCCAACCCUUAGCUCGUGAUCAAGAACUACCUGAAAUCAAUUGGGAUGAAAAGAUACCUCUUGACCAACUAGUUGGGGCUCAUGACAUUGAACUUCCGGAGAAUUUAGAUGUGGAGGAACCUAUACAGAACCUUCCUGUACAGGAGCAGCAGAUCCCUACCCAGAACCUGAACAUUGGUAUAUGGUUGUUCUAG